GAAGUCGGAAAAGCGAACGGUGUGCCACGGCACGCUAUGCUGGCAACGAGUUCACCCUCUAUCCCAAGCAUCCUAUCCUGUGUAUUCCGGCUCAUCAUUCGUCAACGUUCUUUAACUGGGGAUCUACGUAACAAUGCUGUGUGGUUCCCAGACCACACAAACCCCCACUAUGUUCUGCACAGAUCGGGAGUUAAUCGCCGUACUCACGCCUAAAUCAAAACCAAAAUUUCACGGACUUCAAGUUCUACAAACUGGAAAUCUCCCAGAGUAAUACACUGGUUGUUUGAUGGGGGUGAGUGAUCUAUACACGCAAAAGGGAUUUCACAGAAGAUGUUUUCGCGGAGUCUCCACAUUUUGGAUUGACGAUUGUGGGGCCCAGGGUACGGAAGGCGUCCAGUACUAGACUGGCACCCAGUCUGGGGCUAGCUCAAUUCUUGCAAGUACAUGUCUGUGACGAACUCUGUCAAUUACAAGGGCUUGACAGCACAACAGUCCUUGCCUAGCUGAUUUGAGCCUCUCCCGCUCUAACACCCCGCCCCCAUCCCCCGGAGCAAAAUGGAAGAUGAGUUGGUCACCACGACAACUUCUGAGAGCCUAGUGAGCAUGCCUUCUAGUUCUGUCCGAGAUACGUGCACAAAGUCCCCCAAGGUCUCCAGUAGUUGCAGGCAGGUCAUGUGCGCUGUUUGUGGGGACCAGGCAACUGGCCGGUACUUCGGAGCUCAAAUAUGUGAGGCCUGCAAGAGUUUCUUCAUUCGGAGCACUAAGAAAGGAAUGCCCAACUUCAAGUGUCAAUCAUCUGGGACUUGUGAUGUGACUCCAACCUCAAGGCUUCUCUGCCAAUACUGCCGAUUUCAGAAAUGUUUAGUUGCUGGAAUGUGCAGAAAAGUAAAACAACCCAGCAAAGAUCCACCUCCAGACAACACGCCAUGCAAAGUCUGUGGUGAUACGUCCUCUGGUAUCCAUUUUGGGGUGUUCACAUGCGAAGGAUGCAAGGGGUUUUUCCGUCGAAGUUUAAAGGACGGGGCCUCUUAUGUUUGCGGUGACAACAAGAAGUGCAUAAUCACUCCGACCUCCCGUAACGUCUGCCGAUAUUGCCGCUAUCAGAAAUGCCUGCAGGUUGGCAUGUCUAGACAAAGCAUUAAGCUUGGCCGGCAUCACAAAUUAGACAUGGACAUCUCAGAAAGCUGUAGCGAAAUGUCUGAGGUAUCACAACAGUUGAAUGCCGUCAGUGCUGGGGGCUGCUGCCCGAACAACGCCUUUGAUAGUGAGGAAACAGUGAUGGAAGUGAAAUCUACAUCGCCACCGCCUGAAGUAUCAGGAGUCAGUGAGCCAAUGGCUGUCCCAGGGGAAUUUGACAAGGGGUUUGGCGAUGGAAGCUCCCAUUUAAUGGACUUUAAAUCGGGGCAGCCAGUUAGCCAAAGCCCCCCAAUGCCUAUGGUCACCUCGCAGAUGAGCACGGCAUUUGUGGGCGGAGGCUUGGGCUGUGAAAAUAAGCAGAAAUUGGGCAAUGCGGGGUUUCCCAAGAAUGUUCCCAUUCUGGGCAGACACCCGCACCCCCGGGUAUGUCCACAGUUACCCGUUGGGUCACUUGAACCACUCGGUAGUCUACCAACCAGCAAUGUCCCCAGCUCUACAGUCAUUUGUUCUAUCCAGCACCCUUCUGUAAGUUUGGUGCAGUCCACCCCAGAUGGUAAUGCCUUCUCCCCCAUGCCUUCUGGAGGCUCAGGCUUUCCCUUUGGACAUAAUUUCUUUGACGGCCAGCUGCACCCUGCUGCUGCUACCAGCUUACCAGGACACGGGGCAUCAGGCAGCCAGUCUAUGCCUACUGCGGCUGCUUUUAGGUUUGGCAUCAGCCAGAGCCACUCGCCGUCACUUUCCCUCCAGGCAAGAGGAGAUCAUGAGAUGAGCAAUAAAGAAUGCACAGAAAGCUUGUUGGCAACCUCUCCAGGCAGGCCCAUUAUGAAUGUAGAUGCCUGUCAGCCACUGAACCCACACCAGGACAAUAUGGGUAAGCCGUUUGCCAUGAUGGACACCGAUUCAGGUGCUGCGCCUUCCUUGCGAAUCAAAGAGGAGCCCAGCAGUUGCUACGCUGAGGAGGCUUUCAAAAGACAGCGCGACCCGGAAACCAUGAGUAAAGUUUCCACUCCAAACCCAAGCCGAGUCGCCGGCAAGCACGCCCUGAGCGAUGACAGCGAGGACGAGAGCGACGAGCAGUUGCCAAGUGCCAAGAUAGCGCCGGCCGCACAGAUGCUACAGCAGGAGCAGGAAGAGGGGACCUCCUCCAGCCUGGCUUAUGCCAAGAAGAUUGCGCGGCGUCUUGAGCUGGGGUGCCUCCAGGGGGAGAUCCUGAGUGAGGAGAAUGAGCUGAAGCUGAACAGGACCUCACAGCCGGUGCAGAAAUUUGAGCGGGUUUUGAUCACUGUUGAGAUGACGCAGGCAUUUGAGGAGCUGGCAUUGUUGUUCCAGACGAUGUUUAAUUCAAAGCCACAAAUAGAAGCAACAGAAGAGUUACGCACAAAGAUGGAUAAAGCUUCCCCUGAGUCCAUGCGGUUGUUUCAGGAGAGUAUUUCCCUCAAAAUCAUUGGCUCAGUCACCUUCGCAAAGAAUAUUCCUGGGUUCCGUCACAUAUCCGUCAAUGACCAGAUGAACCUGAUCAAGGCGGGCACCUUCCCCUGCAUCCUGUGUCAACUCUGCUGGCAGGGGUGCAUGUUCUCCUGGUUUGAUGACACCUUCUUCACUGUUCCCUCACUGAUCAAACUGGUCUGCGGCAUGAAGACCAGCUGCUACAGCUUCAGGGAAGACUUCACCAAGUUGACCUUUGACCAGGAGGAGAUUGCUCUCUUCACGGCUCUCAUCUUCAUCAAUCCAGAUAACCCUGGCCUAGAUGAUGUGGAGUUCAUCCUGGGUCUGCAUGGUAAACUACGUCAGGUCUUCAAGCACUACUGUCUUGAAAAAUACGGGGAACUGAAGCAGUACUUGAAAUUCAUCAGCUUCCUGCCCCGACUGUACCAGAUUGAGCUCUUGCACAAGAAGAGCAUCAAGGAGGGUUACAGCCAGCAGCCCUCCCCGGAUGUCACCCUGCCCGCGCUCUUUGCUGAAAUCAACCUGUAACCUGUGGCAGUGACCGAACUUACAUGUAACAACUCCUUCAACAUGGAUUGAAUCAGCUGUGUACAUAUGGUAUAUCCUUUGUUCGGUUGAGUGGGCUUCUCGGACAGAAAACAAGUAACAAUGAACGGGCUCUUUUCUGAAAUUUUGUUCCCGCGAAGAACAACUUCAAGUCUUUAAAAAAUUGCUGUUUAAGGAGUCGCUUUGACCUGAUGAGAGACUAUUCUUUUCUGUUUAGUUUUUGUAUAAUUUGUUUUGAAUUGCUGCCUUAAUUGUCUAUGUGUCUGGUCUUUGAGUAAUGAUCAGUCCGAGGAAUAAAAUUAUUUUAAUUUUCUAGUGAAGGAAAAAAGAUCUUCAUAUUAUAUGCAUAUACUAAUAUUGCUUAGCAUAAAUACCAGCCCAUAGCUUGAUAUGUGCAAUAUGGAAUAGCUACUCUGCCGAAUGGAAUAAGUGGGGAGAAUUUCAUUUUGUUCAUCAUCAUGAAUAUUUGCGAAAGUUUUGCCUUUUGGAACAUGGAGAGUUCCUCAAAUGUUAGAUGUUUUACCUUUCUGAGGUAAAGAAGUCACGACUGACUGAGUAGAGGAUGGACCGAAAGACAUGGACUGAAAGAACAGGCGUGCACGAUUCAUCUCUGCUCAAGGGCUUCUCCAGGUUACAGGCAGAGAGGCAGCUGGGCUUGCUUGGAACUUUAAUACUAUUGAAUGCCUGUUGUGCAGAGCAUGCUGUAAUCAUGAAAUUUAUUGAAAUGCAACAACAUGAGAAUAUUUUGAUGCAAUUUCAAACAUUCCAUCGUAGAGGCAAAUCCCAUGCAAUGAAUAAAUCUGUGUUAAAAUUUGAAUUUAUUUAAAGGUAUUCCCUUCUUUCUACAAUGCAUGUUGGGUAAUCAAUAAAAUUGAUUACCAUAAAUUUAUUAAAUCUGUAUUAUUUUGAUAUUUUUCUUUUCAUUUUAGCUAUUUUAUCUUUCAGCUUCUACAAGUCUCCAAGAGCAGAUCCAGCGCCAUAUUUUAAGGGAGGGCCCGACUUUUUUGGGGGGCGGGGGCAAAAAGAUUGGGAAAUUGCUUUGUGAUUUGCAACUUACAUGCUUUUGGAAGGAAGGGAAAUUAAGUAUUCCUUUGAAAUUACCUUUCAGCUGUAAGGAGUGGUCAUGUCCUACUCAGACAAAAAGGUACCCCUGUAUCAGGCAGUGGUCCACAGCAUAGGUAUCAGGCAGUGGUCCACAGCAU
Molecule: messenger RNA, 4331 nt
Organism: Acanthaster planci (crown-of-thorns starfish)
Lineage: Eukaryota; Metazoa; Echinodermata; Asteroidea; Valvatida; Acanthasteridae
Biological process (GO): regulation of DNA-templated transcription
Molecular function (GO): DNA-binding transcription factor activity; sequence-specific DNA binding; zinc ion binding
Source: RefSeq, a predicted model, not a curated record